This is a messenger RNA of Mytilus trossulus (common blue mussel), 666 nucleotides long. RefSeq lists its product as uncharacterized. Gene Ontology annotation, molecular function: protease binding; metalloendopeptidase inhibitor activity. Gene Ontology annotation, biological process: negative regulation of membrane protein ectodomain proteolysis; negative regulation of endopeptidase activity. Lineage: Eukaryota; Metazoa; Mollusca; Bivalvia; Mytilida; Mytilidae. The coding region runs from base 60 to 626 and encodes 188 amino acids. The transcript is spliced from 6 exons. The record is from RefSeq and is a predicted model, not a curated record. Gene Ontology annotation, cellular component: extracellular matrix.
GUAAGAUCGUGAAUACCAAUUUCAAUCAGACUAGUGCAAACACGAUCUGUAGUUACAAAAUGGGAUCUUGGAUGCUAUAUUCGUGUUUUGUAUUAUCUUGUUUAGUUUCAAUGUCUGAACAAUGUAAAUGCUACACAAUUCAUACACAGUCAUUAGUUUGUGAACCACUUUUAGUAGUCCUUGAGGCUAAAAUUGAGUCGUUCUCUGAAACUAAUAAUGACACAAACUACCAAAUAUCAGUGAAAAAAAUAUAUAAAGGAGAAGGAAUUUAUUCAUUCUCCGAUGGAACGACACUGAAGACCCCUAAAAAUCCUUCAGCAUGUGGACCUGUAGUUUUAAAAGUAGGAUCAAGCUAUAUUCUCUCAGUCUUUGUCCAUGAUGACAAUAUGCAUUUGAGGUUGUGUGAUAUCCGAGCUAGUUUAUCUAAUGCAACAAACGCAUUGCUAGAAGGCAUGAGCGGAAAAUAUCUUGAGAUUUGUCGUUGUCAGAUUCCUUCAAUUUAUGCACCAGCAAAAACAGGACCACGGACCAAACACCAAUGCGGAGACCUACCUCUAGCAUGUAAUAAUUAUGAUACCAUAUGUAGCAGGGAUAAUGAUGGUCAGUGCAAUUGGCAAGAUUGUUAAAGAAAAGUGACUCCAAAGAUGUUCUUUUUGUAAUAUACUG